Debaryomyces fabryi is the source of this 1143-nucleotide messenger RNA. Its product is annotated as minichromosome maintenance protein. The record is from RefSeq and is a predicted model, not a curated record. Gene Ontology annotation, biological process: DNA replication; double-strand break repair via break-induced replication; mitotic DNA replication initiation. The transcript has a single exon. The coding region runs from base 1 to 1143 and encodes 380 amino acids. Gene Ontology annotation, molecular function: ATP binding; 3'-5' DNA helicase activity; single-stranded DNA binding. Gene Ontology annotation, cellular component: nucleus; MCM complex. NCBI's taxonomy places the organism in Eukaryota, Fungi, Ascomycota, Pichiomycetes, Serinales, Debaryomycetaceae.
AUGGCUCCAUCUAUAUAUGGGCAUAAAGACAUUAAAACGGCUUUAGCAUGUUCGUUAUUUGGAGGUGUUCCAAAGGACGUAAAUGGGAAGCAUUCUAUUAGAGGUGAUAUAAACGUCUUAUUACUAGGUGAUCCUGGUACUGCCAAAUCGCAAAUCUUGAAAUAUGCAGAAAAAACUGCAAAUAGAGCUGUGUUUGCAACUGGUCAAGGUGCAUCUGCGGUUGGUUUGACUGCAUCGGUUCGUAAGGAUCCAAUUACCAGAGAAUGGACUUUGGAAGGUGGUGCUUUGGUUCUUGCAGAUAAAGGUACUUGUCUUAUUGAUGAAUUUGAUAAGAUGAACGAUCAAGACAGAACAUCUAUUCACGAAGCUAUGGAACAGCAAUCUAUUUCUAUAUCUAAGGCAGGUAUUGUCACUACAUUACAAGCCAGAUGUGCAAUUAUUGCUGCCGCCAAUCCAAACGGUGGUAGAUACAAUUCUACUUUGCCUCUUUCACAAAACGUGGAUUUAACGGAACCUAUCUUAUCGAGAUUUGAUAUAUUAUGUGUCGUACGAGAUUUAGUCAACCCUGAACUGGAUGAGAGGUUAGCAAAUUUCGUUGUUGAUUCGCAUAUGAGAUCUCAUCCAUCACAAACAGAAGACCUAGAAGAUGAUGAAGAUGAUUUAAACAAUGCUGAUGAUGACGAAGCUAUGGAUGACGACCAACCAGAAAACACACCCACGCGAUCAAAUAAUAAAAAACAAACCAGAAAACAAAAGAUCAAUCAAUUGAACAAAGAAAGAGAAAGCGAAAUCUCCCCUAUUUCCCAGGACCUUUUAGUAAAGUACUUGAACUACGCUCGUAUCAAGAUCCAUCCUAAAUUGCAUCAAAUGGACAUGGAUAAAGUAUCCAGAGUCUAUGCAGAUUUAAGAAGAGAGUCUAUUUCAACUGGUUCAUUUCCAAUCACUGUUCGUCACUUGGAAAGUAUAUUACGUAUUGCUGAAUCUUUUGCUAAGAUGAGGUUGUCUGAUUUCGUGAGUCAAAGUGACUUAAACAGGGCAAUUAAAGUCAGUAUCGAUAGUUUUGUUGGAACUCAAAAGAUUACCGUUCGUAGACAAUUACAGAAAUCGUUUAUGAAGUAUACCUUACCAACCAGAAGAAGUUAA